AUUUCGAAACUAUGAGUCGUAGAACGAAGUUAGAAGACGCCCACGGUGCUACUGAAGUUUACACUGUGGCAUCGCGUUGUGUGCCAGUUUUAACAACGAUCUCGUGAAAAAGUGACGAAGACUAUUCAGGUAAACGAAAAACGACUGACUUCCAAAAAUGGCUAGAUUAGUUAAUAAACAGUUCAAUUCUCCAAUUGGCUUAUAUUCUCAACAAAAUAUACAAGAUGUGAUCGAUAGAGAAUCUCAAAUGUUGUCAAAUGGAGCAGUAGGAAUUGAUUUUAAUAAUCCGAAUGUUGGUAAACCAUCGAAUUUGAAAAAUUCGGCUGUUUUAAGAAUGCUGGAGGAAGAAGAAAGACAUGGUUCUAGAACGGGUGUCAAACGGGUAGCUUGGCCACCACCGCACGAAACUGAUACAAACAGUCCACACCUGGACCAAUCAACAGAAGGUGGCCCCCGAUAUCCUCCUCUUCAAGCUUCUAACUACCAACAACCAAAAUCAAACGCUCCUUUGAAAUUGGAUGUAUCCAUUUCCCAAAGUAGUGUACCGUCUGCAAUAUCUCCUUCGUCUAACCAAAGUCCUUUGGGUUAUAAAGCUCCAGUCGCCAACAGAGGCUGGGCUCCUGUACAAUCUCCAGUCAAUGCGCCAAAACAAUCUCCUUGGAACCAAAAUGAUUCCAAGAAGUGGCAAACUCAAUAUCAACCAACACAGCAGCAAUAUAUCGAAAAUGUUCAAGAGUUUAGUACUAAUUACGGCCAACAGGUCUCUAAGCAAGAUCAAUAUCAAAACCUAUACAACCAGUAUCAAUCUACUGAAAUAAAUUCUGCACAACAACGUCAAUACUUUUCAAAUCCUACACAAUAUCCCUCUCCGCAACGUGAACCCUCUCUACAGUCUUCUUACGGGCAAGGUGGUCCAGUUCAGACGAAUCCGCCAGCAUCAAAAUUUGUUGAACCCCCACCUACAUCUAUCACACUUCGCUCGCAAGUUCCAGUCAAUCAGGUCCCGUCUCCGAUAUUCACAUCUCAACCAGCUACGACGACGCUAAAAGGUGGCAAACAUCUCCGAGGUGACUUGAAAUGGCCUCCAGAAAGUGUCAAACUUCAAGCAGAAGAAGAAAAUAGACUACGAUUAGAAUUGGCCAAAGGACCUGUGUGUAGGCCACGUAAAGUUAAACGGGAUUAUACGUCAUUUUUUCAACAACACGCUUUGAACUUCAGUUAUCCCGGGUAUAAAGUUCCUCCAGGUACUCAAUUCUACAGGGCAGAAUAACAAGAUGAUUAAUUUAUAAGGCCCUAUGUUCAAUUGCAAUUCUAAAGAGGGCGGAAUAACUCUGAAUCAAUUAAUUUCACUUGAAUUAUUGAUUUUGAGAGCUUCUUAAAUCGAUUUAUAAAUAUAAAAGCAUUAUUUCUGUCCCAUUUAGAUGUUUUAAAAAAGCAGCUGUUUUAUAAUAUUUUUUUCAUGAAUUAGAUAUACGAUUUUUAGUAUUUAUAGCUUUAUUUGAAUGGCUUUUGUAAAAACGUGUGGCAAAACUAUAACAACCUAACUUGAAUUCUAUUUUCAAUUUGUUCAUACUUAAAAAACGAACAGCUUUCUGAGCAAAGUUGAUUUCUACUUUGCACAACGUUUUUCUAAAUAUAUUUAAACAGUGACGUGUUUUACUCAGAAGGAAUGAUUUAUUGACGUGCAAUUCUAUGAAUAUAUAUUUGAUAAAAAUUUUACUAUGAAAAAUGCUAGGCAAUCUCGAAGCUAGUACUUUCACCACAUCCUUAAAAGCAAACUUUAACUUCGUAGAUAAAAUAUCAUUAUCACAUAUAGCUUAAAAAAUAAAGACGCUCGUUUAACAAAGACAGUUUCGUUUGAGGAGAUCAUUAACAUAAUACCCAACUGUCAAGUGGUAAUCGGUUAUUAUAAGCAAUAACGUUUCUACCGAAUAAAAUUCGUCGUUGAAUACGAUAUAACAACAAUCUAUAGUUUCUUCACCAAGGAGAAGAGCAAUACAUAAUUGCCUUUGUAUCCUCUUUUCUUUUUAAACCAUUGAUCAACAAUUCGGUGCGUAUUAGUUAAAUGGUCUUCGGUUGAUUAAUUGGUCUUCUUCAUUUUAUUUCUUCUCAUUACACACUCAUGAGUGUUACUGCAGUAUAGUUAAAAAGGCGGACUAUUUCGCAAUGGGAUUAACUAACGUCUUCCUAGGCCUUAAUUGUAUUUUUGUCAAUCGGAUUUCUUCAGAAAAACAUCAAACGUUAAUCAUAGGUUGUUUGAAAUAUGAUCAUGAUAUAACCCAAAAUCCAAGGACAAAAAAUGAUUCCUUCUGGGUGUACGCCCCUUAUACAUCACUGAGUAUAGAUGUGCUGCUUUGAAAAUGUAUACUUUGAUUUCGUAUUUCAUAUCCCAUUGCAGCAAUGUUUUUAUGUAAAAAAACGUAAAUUAAAUGGCGUGUAAAAAAUUAUUUAUCACUUAUUUCUUUAUUUGUAAAUUUGAAAUACUUAUAUAAUUCAUUCUUAAUGCCAAACGACUAAAAUAGUGUUUGUUUUAAUACGCUAUCACAUUCUUUGGAGUGAAUAUAACAAUACAAAAAAUAUGUAUAUAUGUAUAUAAUAAACAUUGUAACAAACGACAUCUGUUGCAUUUAAUUUUCCUUUCACCUCAAAGAUAGUUGUAUCAUAUGAUGAAAGAGAUACAGAUAAUUUCUAAUUCCAAAUAAAACUUUCACCAUCAAUCUGAAUACGAUGUUUAGCAACUAAGUUCUGGAAAUGUACCAAUAAACGAUAAGAAAAAAAAGUUUGACUCAUUUUUUAAUCCAUCGCGAUUACGAGUCUGACAGUAAACAUCGUUUUUCAAAGUUGACAUUGCCGAGUUCAAGAUGUAGGACUCGUCUUUGAAUAGUUAAGUUCUGGAUCAAAUCCGUCACUUACCAGAGCCGCUUUGAAUCUUCUACCACUACUAAUUCUUAUCGGACGUUUCCAACUCGCGAUCCUGUAGUUCGGCUUUCAGUUUGAUUAAUUUCAGGUCAUCAAGUCUUUUAACCAUGUUCAUGUCACUAUUUAUUCACAAUACACCACAGGGAAUUCGGAAACCCGGAAAAAUUCACAAAAUAAUAUCAAUACGUUAGAUUUGUGGUAUCAACACAUCAAAAAAUACAGAAUGAUUUCCAAAUUAUGGAGCCUUCUUGAACCUGGGGCUAUAGCCUCCCCAAGCCGCUGGCUUAAUCCGGCACUACCUGGGUCUUUCACAGCUCCCCUUUAGGCCUGCAGCGCCCACAAGGGGGCGAUAAUGGCCACCUUGGAAAAGACUGCUAUAAAGGUAACAAAAUCAAGUACGUAUUGAAUUAUUGAAAUUAUUUCUAUCAGAAAAGAAAAUUAGAAAAUCCAAAAAAUGUUUUAAGCUAAUAAAAAAGGUUGAUUUUUUGAAAAAAUUUGAACAUGAUAACUUAGUAAUGUAAAUACGUAUCAGAAAGUGUAAUUGUUAGAGUUAGUGUAGUGGUAUUAAUUCCUAUGAAAAGUUUGUGAUAAAAUCGGAAAUUGUUGUUAGCAAAAAUAAAACAAAUACAUUUUUA
This is a messenger RNA of Diorhabda sublineata, 3554 nucleotides long. RefSeq lists its product as uncharacterized. NCBI's taxonomy places the organism in Eukaryota, Metazoa, Arthropoda, Insecta, Coleoptera, Chrysomelidae. The transcript has 7 exons. The record is from RefSeq and is a predicted model, not a curated record. Bases 158 to 1270 code for a protein of 370 amino acids.